AUGUUAAAAAUAUAAAAUAAAUUAUAAUUAGGCAUUGAAAUUGAUAAUAAAUUUUUGAUUGAUUCAGAAAGGCUAUAAAUCCAAAUUUAUAGGAUACAGAUUAUGAUAAAAGGCUUGCACUAUUUAUCUUUUAUGUAAUGA
Molecule: messenger RNA, 141 nt
Organism: Paramecium sonneborni
Lineage: Eukaryota; Ciliophora; Oligohymenophorea; Peniculida; Parameciidae
Source: the annotation of a GenBank genome assembly